Aegilops tauschii subsp. strangulata is the source of this 1944-nucleotide messenger RNA. Its product is annotated as retrovirus-related Pol polyprotein from transposon TNT 1-94. The record is from RefSeq and is a predicted model, not a curated record. Gene Ontology annotation, molecular function: zinc ion binding; nucleic acid binding. NCBI's taxonomy places the organism in Eukaryota, Viridiplantae, Streptophyta, Magnoliopsida, Poales, Poaceae.
AUGGCUUUGGAAGAAAGUGCUACUACAAGUGGCAUGAUAAAACUUGAUUCUUCCAAUUACUCAUUAUGGAAGCCCAUGAUGGAAGACAUCCUUUAUUGCAAGGAUUUGUAUGAGCCAAUUGGGAAAGACAAGAUACCCACAGGUGUCACGGAAGAAGAAUGGAGAGUGUUGCACAGAAAGGCAAUAGGUAUGAUUCGGUUGUACAUCAACCAAAAUAUUUUCCACCAUGUUGCAAAUGACACAAAUGCUUAUGAGAUGUGGCAGAAGUUGGAGUCUAUGUAUGAGAGGAAGACAUCAAUGAACAAGGCAUCGGUGAUCAAAAGACUUGCAAAGCUUGAGUACCGAGAUGGCACAAGUGUGAUUGAGCACAUGAAUGUCUUCCAAUGCCAUAUAAAUCAACUUUCACCCUUGAAGAUCAACUUUGAGGAUGAGGUGCAAGCAUUGUUGCUGCUGAGUUCCAUGCCUGAUAGUUGGAACACGCUUGUUGUGUCACUUAGCAAUUCAGCUCCGGAUGGGAAGAUGACUUUGGAGAUGGUGAAGAACAGUAUGCUGAAUGAAGAAGCCAGAAAGAAGGAAAAGGGUGAUGCCUCUUCUUCUGAUGCGUAUGUGGCUGAAACCCAUGGGAAGAAUGAGAACCGUGGACACAGUAAUACAAGAUUUCAGCAAGGCAAAAAUAAAUCCAGGGAGAGAUCAAAGUCAAAACUGAGAAAAGAUAUUAGUUGCUUUCAUUGUGGCAAUCCGGGACACAUAAAGAGCGAGUGCAGGAAGUACAAGAGAGAGCUUGCCGAGGGGAAACUCACCAAGAAAACCGAGCAAAAGGCUGAGAGCAGUUCAACCAUGACUGCAACAGAUGAGCACUAUCUAGUCAUUGAAGAUUCAGAUUCCUAUAGUGUUGUUCGUGAUGAUGCCAUGAGUUGGGUUGUGGAUUCAGGUGCGUCCUUCCACAUCACAUCACACAAGGAGUAUUUCACAUCUUACACUAGUGGUGUUACUGGCCAAGUGAGGAUGGGAAAUAGUGGUUCGUCAGCAAUUGUUGGCAAGGGCUCUAUAUGCAUUGAAACAAACACAGGUUGCGGAUUGGUGCUCGAUGAUGUGAGGCAUGUUCCCGACAUAAGGCUGAAUUUGUUGUCAGUGGGCAAGCUUGAUGAUAUCAAACAUCCUAGUUAUUUUGGUGAAGGAAAAUGGAAGCUCACCAAAGGCUCUUUGAUUGUGGCUCGAGGAAGUAAGCAAGGUAAUCUCUAUGUGACUAAAACCAAGUUGUGCAAUGAGGUGUUGAACAUUGCUGAAAAAGACACUUCGGUUGAAUUGUGGCACAAGAGGCUUGGGCAUAUGAGUGAGAAGGGCAUGCAUGCUCUUGCUCGCAUGGAGUACCUCCCUGAGUUGAAAGAAAAUGUUCUUGAUAUUAUGCACAUUGAUGUUUGCUCAAUGACUGAAAAAUCUCAUGGUGAAGCAUUAUACUUUGUGAAUUUUAUUGAUGACCAUUCCAGAAAGGUUUUUGUGUAUGUGCUGAAACACGAAUACCAGACACUUGAAGCCUUCAAGGAGUUCCAUGCCAAAGUUGAAAGAGAAACUGGCAGGAAAUUGAAGUGCGUGAGAUCAAACAAUGGUGGUGAAUACAGAGGUCCUUUUGAAAGGUUGUGGGAUCCAGUAAAUAGGAAGAUUAUGAGAAGCCGAGAUGUGGUGUUCAUUGAAGAUGAAACAAUAAAAGAUAUUGGGAAACCAGAGAAGCCAAUGACCAACACACCUCAGGUUGAUAUGGAUCCAAUCUGUCCUCCUCUCAUUCAUGACAAUCAUGGGGGAGAUGAUGACACUGAAGAAAGUGGAGAUGCAACUGAUCAAGGCAGUACAAGUCAAAGUGGCGAGCAACCAUCAAGUGAUGAUGAUGAUGAAGUUGGUAAUGAUGAUGCCAACGAAAAUCUACCUGAUUCACCACUAGUGCAGUAG